CAAGUGUGUUGUGUACAUAUGUAAAGUAGCAAGUCUUACGGAACUAGACCCUUGCUAGUUGUUUUCCGGGCCGUCCCGUUCGCGUCCGUCUUGCCUUCGUUAUCAAGUUGUAGGAGCCGCCGGUGCCGCUGCCAACACUCAAUCGCGCCUAUAAGGUGGAUUUUCAACUCUCUCUACUCGACGUCAGUACAGUAUCCGAUCUUUGAGGACGGGCAUCCCUAUUUUGGCAGAGAAUGAACGUGUUAGGUCGCAGCCAUGAAAACUGGCACGUAUGGACGCUGGCCAGCUUGUGCCGCGCGACUGAACCAACCAACACUGAUUUGCCGCCGACUUGCAUGACCUGCAUGCCGCCACAGCCUCAUCAACCCCUCAUCCUUUGCGCCGUCCUGGUCCGCGCUGAGUUUCGCUCACCAUUGUCUACUUAGAUGAGUUCGUGGACUCUAUGGGUUACUUUAAACGCUUGAAGAAGUUCUUCCGCCAUGGGAGCAGCGACACCGACAGGCACCACCCGGGUGUCGACCAAUCCUCACAGGUACCUGUGUCACUCGCCAAUGCCAGCUCAUCUGUGGCCAAUGCCGUCCCAAGCCUGCCAUCUACUGCUAAUCAGCAAUGCUCGAUCAACGAUUCAAAACCGCCCGCAGCUACGAAAUCGCUAUCUUCGGCAUCGCCUGACCAAACUUCGAUUCCAGCAGCGCAUGCUACCCCGCUACCCUCCCAAACAACCCUGCCACAAUCGACGGCCGGGUUGUCAUUAUGGAAUCGUGCAUACGAGGCUCUUCAAAGCGAGGAUGAACAGCUGGUGAAUCGAUACGAGAAGUUGCUUUCAAGGCAACUGCCGGAGCGUGGCACUAGCAUCAUCAUGUCACAAAACAUGCCUCAACAAAAAGAAGACUUAAAUUAUGCCGAGAACCAGAUCAACGCGGAGCCAGACGAACGCCGAAACCAGCUCAUCGAGAUUCUCGACCAGGGUCUUAAGCAAGCUGACGAAGGAAGGAUCAAGUAUACUAUCUUCGGCCGCGAAUUUGACCUGAAAGAUCAGAUGGCACAAGCUACCAAAGUCAUCCAGGAUUUCAAGAGCCUUGUUGGCGAGGCUGUCAAGGUCUCUCCUGAGGCAUCACUUGCGUGGGCCGGUGUCUGUGUCUUUCUGCCGCUCUUGGCCAAUCCCAGCACAGUAGAGAAAGAGAACCGCGACGGCUUGGAUCACGUCAAUUCUCGUAUCCGUUACUAUGUCGAGCUUGAAAGCCUUCUAUGGCCAAAGAAGUUGUGCGCCCCCCGCUUGAAAGGGGAAUUUGAGAUUCAUAUUGUCGACCUCUACAAACACAUCCUCGAGUUCCAGUUUAAGACGGUCUUACGACUUUACAGGACAUCGAUUGCUCAAGUGAGUCGGGACAUGAUUCGCUACGACGACUGGCAGGGAGCGCUCAAAAAAGUUAAAGAACUAGAAAAAAUAGUGUGGGAUGAGUCAAAGACGGUAAAUACUACGGCUUCACGGCAAGCCCUAGAAGAGAUUCAUACGGCGGCGGGACAACACUACAGUUUUAUGCAAUCCUCGCUGAAAUCUUUGCUUUCUAUUACGGAAGAGCAGUUGCAGGUCAACAAGCGCACGAACGAGAUACUCGAGGAUCAUCACCCUAUAGACCUCCCCACUGUCAACGAAGCGCGUUAUGAUAGCGCCGAUGUCCAAGACAGCCCGAGAUGCGAGGACGGUACUCGAGCCAGCAUUCAGGAAGCGAUUGUCCAAUGGGCGGGUGAGGAGGUUGGGGGACCUCUCCUCUGGCUCCUUGGCCCGGCGGGGACUGGCAAGUCUACUAUCGCGCGGACUGUCGCCAACUCCUUCGCCGAGAAGAAGCAGCUAGCUGCUGGCUACUUCUUCAAGAGAGGAGAACAGGGUCGGAACAACACCGCCCGAUUAUUUCCCACUAUUGCCAUGCAGCUAGUCGACACGAUCCCCUCCUUUAAAGGCCUUCUUCGUCAACAUCUUGACAGCCUUGACAAAGGCGCAUUAGAGACUAAAGCUCUCAAGUUCCAGUUCGACCAGCUCCUCCUUAAACCUCUAACGUGUUUACCUCCCAGUAACGCAUCGGACCGACUCAAGGUGAUUAUUAUCGACGCCUUAGACGAGUGCGAGUGCACUCAGAACCAACUCUCAGAAAUUCUCAGUCUGCUUUACCAAUUACAAACUCUUAGUACGGUACGCUUGCGCGUAUUGCUUACAAGCAGGUUAACUCCCGGGAUUGAUCACGCCUUUAAGCCUCUCCGGCGAGAGAAGUUGGUUCGCAACCUAGAUCUCUACCAAAACUUCUCCGAAGAAACCCAGGCCGAUAUCCAAACCUUUUUAGAGACAAAAUUCGCGGAUAUCAAAAUAAGAACCUCAGUCCAACGAAACCCUUGGCCUUCCCCUGAAGAGUUGGAUCGCUUAGUGCGAUUGGCUACGGAUCCCGAACCCCUCUUCAUCUAUGCCGCAACACUCUGUCGCUUUGUCUACGAUGAACAGCGCCCGAAGGACCCGAGGAAACAGUUGACGAGAUGGCUUAAGCAGUGCGAUAGCAACGUGUCUCAGCUAAACCAGAUCUACGAACCCGUCCUUAACCAGGUAUUCCUUGGUGACGACGAUGCGGAUUCUGACCAACAGCUACAAUUCUUAGGCGGUCUUAUCCUACUCGCCAACCCACUUCCAGCUGCAUCUAUCGCCUCUCUUCUUGACAUGGAUGUGGACGACAUCAAAUGGUGGCUCCCACAGUUGCACGCAGUUCUGGACAUACCUGCCGAGUCCAACACACCUAUCCGACUACUACACAAGUCGUUCAGCGACUUCCUUCUCAGUCAAGCCAAAAUUAGCACUAGCAAGUAUCGAAUAGAUUUUAAAGAGACACACGCCACACUGGCAGCAAAAUGUAUCCAACGUAUGAAGUCGGGACUCAAACGGAAUAUCUGCGACAUUGCAACGCCUGGCACGUCUAGAGACGACAUCGAGAAGCAGACUAUAGACAAUUGCAUUCCUGCCGACCUCGAAUAUGCCUGCUUAUACUGGGUACAUCACUUGCAUUGCAGCAAGCGAUCAGUGAACGAUGUCUACGACUUUCUGAAAACCCACUUUCUUCACUGGCUGGAGGCUCUUUCACUCCUCGCAAGACUCUCAGAUGGUGUCAUUGCGGUCACACAGCUCAUAGAUAUAAUCAAAGGCUUGCUGAUUUUAUGAAAGAUGCUCGCCGUUUCAUUCUGUCGCAGAAAGGUGGCAUCGAGA
Truncatella angustata is the source of this 3244-nucleotide messenger RNA. RefSeq lists its product as uncharacterized. Lineage: Eukaryota; Fungi; Ascomycota; Sordariomycetes; Amphisphaeriales; Sporocadaceae. The transcript is spliced from 4 exons. The coding region runs from base 443 to 3199 and encodes 918 amino acids. The record is from RefSeq and is a predicted model, not a curated record.